CCAACCGCCCGGACACUCAGUUAGCGAGAGGCAGCGGAGUGAGCGGCUGGGGGAGCAUGGCUGCCGAUGAGUAUGGGGAACCUGCUAAAUAUGACCCGACUUUCAAGGGGCCGAUCAAGUCCCGGAGCUGCACCGAUAUCAUCUGCUGCGUCCUCUUCAUGGUUUUUAUACUGGGGUACAUCGCCGUUGGAAUAUUGGCUUGGUUACACGGAGAUCCGCGGCAGGUAAUUUACCCCAGAAACUCCACCGGGAUGUACUGCGGAAUCGGGGAGAACGCCGAGAAGCCCUUCGUUCUCUAUUACAAUAUUCUCAAGUGUAUCAACAUCCUGACGUCUGCGAUGAAUGGAUUCCAGUGCCCCACCACCCAGGUCUGCGUCGCGGAAUGUCCUUCGAGUUUGAAGUUUUCUAAACCCGGUGAAGCCCCCGCCCGGGCGUUUGCGCAGGAAUAUUGCCAGCCGCAGAUUAAUCUGUCAGACACCAGAGAGACCGUCAUUUCGAUUAUCGAGAAGGAGCUGUGUCCCCCGUUUGUUCUCCCCUCCAAGCCCUUUUUUAACAGAUGUUUCCCGAAUAUCAGCGAUCCGCUGCCCAGCGAUUUCAAUUUCGAUUCCCUCACCUCAGAGGAGAUAGAAGCCAGGAUCGUCAACGGAACCAAGCAGGUUCUGGAAUCCUUCAAUCUUCAGAAUUUGGGGAAAAAGAUCUUUGAAGAUUUUGCCAAAUCCUGGUCCUGGAUCCUCAUAGCUCUGGCGAUUGCCAUGGUGGUCAGCCUCCUGUUCCUCCUCCUGCUCCGGUUCACGGCCGGGAUCCUCGUCUGGGUUCUCAUCGUCGGAGUCAUCGGGGUCAUCGGAUACGGAAUCUAUCACUGUUACAUGGAGUACAGCACCCUGAGCAAGAGCGGCCAGUCGGUGGCCGACGUGGGCUUCACGUUUAACUUCGGAGUUUACUUCAGAGUGAAGGAGACGUGGCUGGCUAUCUUAAUAAUACUCGCGGUGGUGGAAGCCGUCCUCCUGUUACUCCUACUCUUCCUCCGGAAACGCAUCCUCAUCGCGAUCGCUCUCAUUAAAGAAGCCAGCAAAGCCAUCGGCCAUAUCAUGUCCUCUCUGUUCUAUCCCAUCGUGACGUUCGUGCUGCUCCUCGUCUGCAUAGCGUACUGGGGGAUGACCGCCCUAUACCUGGCGACGUCGGGUGCCCCGCUAUACCGAGUCUCCACGCCGAACACCAGCCUCCCGGGAUGUGGCGGCAUCAACGGCAACCAGACCUGCGAGCCAACGAGCUUCAACGCCUCGAGCACGUCCUGCCCGUGGGCUCGCUGCAUCUUCUAUAAGUACAACAACGAGGGUCUCUACCAGACCAACCUCUUCAACCUCCAGAUCUACAACGUCAUCGGCUUCCUGUGGUGCAUGAACUUCGUCAUCGCGCUCGGGCAGUGCGUCCUGGCCGGCGCCUUCGCCUCCUACUACUGGGCCUUCCACAAACCCAAAGACAUCCCGUACUUCCCCGUCUCGGCGGCCUUCAUGAGAACAUUGAGGUAUCACACCGGGUCGCUUGCGUUCGGAGCCCUCAUCCUCACCAUCGUCCAGCUGAUCAGAAUCAUCCUGGAGUAUCUGGACCACAAGCUGAAGGGGGCCCAGAAUCCGUGCACCCGCUUCCUCCUCUGCUGUCUGAAAUGCUGCUUCUGGUGUCUGGAGAAGUUCAUCAAGUUCCUAAAUCGAAACGCAUAUAUUAUGAUCGCGGUCUAUGGGAAGAACUUCUGUGUUUCUGCUAAAAACGCCUUCAAGCUCCUGAUGAGGAACAUUGUGAGGGUGGUGGUCCUGGAUAAAGUCACCGAUUUGCUCAUAUUCUUUGGGAAGCUGAUCGUGGUUGGAGGAGUAGGAGUCCUGGCGUUUUUCUUCUUUUCUGGUCGCCUCCCGAUUCCCAACGAUGCCUUCAAGUCCCCGAGUCUGAAUUAUUACUGGAUCCCCAUUCUGACGGUGGUUUUUGGGUCAUACAUGAUCGCACAGGGCUUCUUCAGCGUGUAUAACAUGUGCGUGGACACGCUGUUCCUCUGCUUUUUGGAGGACUUGGAGCGGAACGACGGCUCGGCGGAGAAGCCGUACUAUAUGCCCAAGUCGCUGAUGUCCAUCCUGAACAAGAAGAACCGACCGCCCCAGUCCGAAGAGAAGAAGAAGAAGAGGAAGAAGAAAUAGUGUCGUCCAUUUUCCUACGACCUCACUUCCUGUCUGUCACCGUCACGCUAAGUCUGUGCUGACAUGACUUCCUGUGUGAUCAGACGUCAUUUCGCUGCUGAUUUUUACAAACGUCCGGAUCAUCCCCCGCCUCUAUAUAUAUAUAUAAUA
Spea bombifrons (plains spadefoot toad) is the source of this 2333-nucleotide messenger RNA. RefSeq names its product solute carrier family 44 member 4 (gene SLC44A4). NCBI's taxonomy places the organism in Eukaryota, Metazoa, Chordata, Amphibia, Anura, Pelobatidae. Gene Ontology annotation, molecular function: thiamine pyrophosphate transmembrane transporter activity. Bases 57 to 2183 code for a protein of 708 amino acids. Gene Ontology annotation, biological process: thiamine pyrophosphate transmembrane transport; choline transport. Gene Ontology annotation, cellular component: plasma membrane. The transcript has 22 exons. The record is from RefSeq and is a predicted model, not a curated record.